Molecule: messenger RNA, 3860 nt
Organism: Leptonychotes weddellii (Weddell seal)
Lineage: Eukaryota; Metazoa; Chordata; Mammalia; Carnivora; Phocidae
Gene: CHSY3
Product: chondroitin sulfate synthase 3
Cellular component (GO): Golgi cisterna membrane
Molecular function (GO): glucuronosyl-N-acetylgalactosaminyl-proteoglycan 4-beta-N-acetylgalactosaminyltransferase activity
Source: RefSeq, a predicted model, not a curated record
UGACAGGGUGGCAGCCUAGGAGCGGACGCGUUGCCGCCGCUGCCGCUCCACCUCCUCCUCCUCCUGCAGCUCCUCUCGCUGCUGCCGCCGCCACCGCCGGGAGAAGUUUCACUCCCGACCCUCGCUCGGAGCGAGGACCCAGAGCGGAGCGGGGAGCGCGGCCGGCAGCUGCAACCCGCAGUGGGCCAGGCGCCCGGAGCGCUCUGACCCGGAGCCGGCGUCGGCGCCUCGGCGGCGGGCAGCGGCCCGAGCUGGGGGCGCUGAGGCGGAGGAGGGGCGGGUGUGAGCCGAGGGACCCGCGCGCAGCGCCACAGCCGCUCAGCUAGCGUCCGCGCCGGGGGCAGUCGCGAUGGCCGUGCGCUCCCGCCGCCCAUGGAUGAGCGUGGCACUGGGGCUGGUGCUAGGCUUCACCGCCGCGUCCUGGCUCAUCGCCCCUAGAGUGGCCGAGCUGAGCGAGAGGAAGAGACGCGGCUCCAGCCUCUGCUCCUACUACGGCCGCUCGGCCGCUGGCCCCGGCGCUGGCGCGCAGCAGCCGCUCCCCGAACCUCAGCCCCGGCCGCGGCUGGAGCAUUCGCCGCCCCCCGCGCGCCAGGAGCUCCAGGGGCCGCCGCCGCUGGCAGAGGCAGCGCCCGGGGUAACCAGUUUUCGGAGCAGCCCCUGGCAACAGCCACCCCCGCUGCAGCAGCGGCGACGAGGACGCGAGCCCGAAGGCGCAACGGGGCUGCCAGGCGCCCCCGUGGCAGAAGGGGAGCCCGAGGAGGAGGACGGGGGCGCGGUUGGGCAGCGCAGAAGCGGCCGGCCGGGGAGCAGCCACAACGGCAGCGGGGACGGGGGCGCCGCCGCCCCGAGCUCCCGACCCCGGGAUUUCCUGUACGUGGGAGUGAUGACCGCGCAGAAGUACCUGGGCAGCCGCGCGCUAGCGGCGCAGCGGACCUGGGCGCGCUUCAUCCCCGGCCGCGUGGAGUUUUUUUCCAGUCAGCAGUCCCCCAACGCCGGGAUAAGCCAGCCCCCGCCACCCCUGCCUGUCAUCGCGCUACCGGGGGUGGACGACUCCUACCCUCCCCAGAAAAAGUCCUUCAUGAUGAUCAAGUACAUGCACGACCACUACCUGGACAAGUAUGAGUGGUUUAUGCGCGCCGACGACGACGUCUACAUCAAAGGUGAUAAGUUAGAAGAGUUUCUUCGAUCACUGAAUAGCAGUAAACCUCUCUACCUGGGUCAGACUGGCCUGGGGAAUAUUGAAGAACUUGGAAAAUUGGGGCUGGAGCCUGGAGAGAACUUCUGUAUGGGAGGACCUGGCAUGAUCUUCAGUCGAGAGGUUCUCAGGAGAAUGGUGCCACAUAUUGGUGAAUGCCUCAGAGAAAUGUACACAACUCAUGAGGACGUUGAAGUAGGAAGAUGUGUUCGACGCUUUGGUGGGACUCAGUGCGUCUGGUCUUACGAGAUGCAACAACUGUUCCAUGAAAAUUAUGAACAUAAUCGGAAGGGUUAUAUCCAAGACCUUCACAAUAGCAAAAUCCAUGCAGCCAUAACACUUCACCCCAACAAAAGGCCUGCCUACCAAUACAGGCUUCAUAAUUACAUGCUCAGCCGCAAAAUUUCUGAACUUCGCUACCGCACCAUCCAGCUCCACCGGGAGAGUGCUUUGAUGAGCAAGCUCAGUAACAGCGAAGUGAGUAAAGAGGACCAGCAGCUGGGAGUAAUGCCUUCUUUCAACCACUUCCAGCCUCGGGAGAGAGAUGAAGUGAUAGAAUGGGAGUUCCUGACGGGGAAACUCCUUUACUCAGCAUCUGAGAACCAGCCUCCUCGACAGAACAUCAACAGCAUCCUGAGAACAGCACUGGAUGACACCGUGCUACAGGUGAUGGAGAUGAUCAAUGAAAACGCCAAGAGUAGGGGACGGCUCAUUGACUUCAAGGAAAUUCAGUAUGGCUACCGCAGGGUUGAUCCCAUGCAUGGGGUGGAAUACAUUUUGGAUUUACUCCUCUUGUAUAAAAGACACAAGGGGAGGAAACUGACUGUGCCAGUGAGACGUCAUGCUUAUCUUCAGCAGUUGUUCAGCAAGCCUUUCUUCAGAGAAACUGAAGAGCUAGACGUCAACAGCCUUGUGGAGAGUAUUAACAGCGACACUCAGUCAUUCUCCUUUAUAUCUAAUUCUUUAAAGAUACUAUCUUCUUUUCAAGGUGCCAAAGAAAUGGGAGGGCACAAUGAAAAGAAAAUACACAUUCUUGUUCCUCUCAUUGGAAGGUAUGACAUUUUCUUGAGAUUCAUGGACAACUUUGAAAAAACUUGUCUUAUUCCAAAGCAGAAUGUAAAGCUGGUCAUCACCCUUUUCAGUAGGGAUUCUGGCCAAGAUUCCAACAAGCAUAUUGAGCUGAUAAGAGAGUAUCAGAACAACUACCCUAAAGCAGAAAUUACCUUGAUCCCCAUGAAGGGAGAGUUCUCCAGAGGUCUCGGUCUUGAAGUGGCUUCUUCCCAGUUUGACAAUGAUACUUUGCUGCUAUUUUGUGAUGUUGACUUGAUCUUCAGAGGAGACUUUCUCCAACGGUGUAGAGACAAUACAGUUCAGGGACAACAGGUGUACUACCCCAUCAUCUUUAGCCAGUAUGACCCAAAGGUAACCAAUGGGGGAAAUCCUCCCACUGAUGAUGACUUUGUCUUCUCAAAGAAGACUGGAUUUUGGAGAGACUAUGGAUAUGGAAUUACCUGUAUUUAUAAAAGUGAUCUUCUGGGUGCAGGGGGAUUUGAUACCUCAAUACAAGGCUGGGGACUGGAAGAUGUAGAUCUCUACAAUAAAGUUAUUCUGUCUGGCUUAAGGCCUUUCAGAAGCCAAGAAGUGGGAGUGGUGCAUAUUUUCCAUGCAGUUCAUUGUGACCCUAACUUGGAUCCUAAGCAGUAUAAGAUGUGCUUAGGAUCCAAGGCAAGUACUUUUGCCUCAACCAUGCAACUGGCUGAACUCUGGUUGGAAAAACAUUUGGGUGUCAGGUACAAUCGAACUCUCUCCUGACAGUCCGGGCAACACAUAUUGCCUUUUUAAAGGGGAGUUUACCUCAUUGUUGGUUGUUGUUAUUUUUAUUUUAUUAUUGUUAUUUUUAUUAUUAUAAUUAUUAUUGUUAUAAUUUUAUUUUGUUAUCCUGGUCUUAAACUACUCUUGGUUGUCUUCCAAAGGGUGUUUGUUGACCUCAAGCAAGAAGAGUCUGCAGUUCACUGAUAUUUCAGAUUUCUACUGAAGUCAAUUAUGUAUUACUUUUAUAUAUCUUUAUUUGAGAUUGAGUUAAAUCGUGGCAAUCAAAUGACUUUUGAAACUCAUUCAUCAUGAGAGACAGCUUAGAAGAAUGUUCUCUUGAGGCUUAAAGAUGCAAUAUCGACUUUUAUUUUAUUUGUUACAUUCAAUGUGAUACAACUAUUUACUGGUGAAAGGUACCACAAAAGUGCUUUAUGCUUCCUAUGGGGAAGGGACUCUGUAACAUAAACUUGAGUUUUGUAAUUUAUACAAGGACUUAAAUAUAUAGACAAUAAUUUUCUUCAUCUUUAGAAUUUUUAAAGUAAAUGAACACUUCCGAUUGUAUGUUUAUUUUUUAAAAAAAGUUUUAAAAAUUGAGGAGUUUUGUUCCACAAGCAACCGGUACUGGCUACCCUGGUCUUCUGACAAUUAUGUACUCCUCACAACUGUCUGCUAUAAAUGCGAAUGAACUUUAUUUUCUCAAGGAAAUAUGAUUUAAUUAAAUAUUCAUGUACAUUUUAGAAGCUUUAUGAAACAAUGUCCUUCAUUUGCUGGCAAGAAGAUAAAAUAUGACAGAACCUGGUUAUUUAUAAUAAAACACAGGUAUAACAGUAAUCCCUUUUUCAAAAACCCUGAA